AUGAUAGGGAACCAAACAUCAGUGACAAAGUUCAUUCUUCUUGGCUUGACCAAUGACGCCGAGCUUCAAGCUAUCCUUUUCCUCUUUCUGCUGCUAACUUAUGUCUUCAGUGUCAUGGGGAACUUGACCAUCAUCAUUCUGACCCUGCUGGAUUAUCGCCUCCAGACUCCUAUGUAUUUCUUCCUUCGGAAUUUUUCCAUUCUGGAAAUAUCUUUUACCUCUGUCUUUGUUCCCAAAAUGCUAGUCAACAUAGGAACUGGCGACAAGACGAUCUCCUUUGCUGGUUGUUUCACUCAGUACUUUUUUUCCGUUGUUGUGGGAGCAACUGAAUUUUACCUAUUAGCUGCCAUGUCCUAUGAUCGCUACAUUGCCAUUUGCAAACCUCUACAUUACACAACUAUAAUGAGCAGGAGACUCUGCAUUCGACUUGUCCUAUGUUCCUGGUUUUCUGGUUUUUUGGUUGUUAUUGUGCCCUAUGAAAUGGCUCUCAAGCUGCCUUUCUGUGCAUCCAACAUCAUCAAUCAUUACUGCUGUGACUAUACUAUCUUACUGCAUUUAUCCUGUUCAGACACACAUUUCAUAGAAGUGAUUGUGUUUAUCGUUUCUGCAGUUACCCUCAUCUUCACGUUGAUGCUUGUGAUUCUUUCCUACACACACAUUAUUGGGACAAUUCUGAGAAUCCCGUCUGUUCAACAAAGAAAAAGAGCAUUUUCUACGUGUUUCUCUCACAUGAUUGUGGUCUCACUUUCUUAUGGAAGCUGUAUCUUUAUGUUUAUAAAUCCCUCUGCGGAGGAUGCAGCAACUUUUAAUAAGAAAGUAGCUGUUUUAAAUACUUCAGUUGCCCCUCUGUUGAACCCUUUUAUCUAUACCCUACGGAACAAGCAAGUGAAAAUAGCCUUCAAAGAUAUGGUCAGGAAGAUAAUGAUUUUUUCAAGAAAGUGGAACUAUGUGAGGUUCAUUAUUAAAAUAGAUAAUAAAUGUUUGGAAGACCAUAGAUGUACAUAA
Messenger RNA from Ceratotherium simum simum (southern white rhinoceros), 1005 nucleotides. RefSeq names its product olfactory receptor 2AP1-like. Gene Ontology annotation, biological process: G protein-coupled receptor signaling pathway. NCBI's taxonomy places the organism in Eukaryota, Metazoa, Chordata, Mammalia, Perissodactyla, Rhinocerotidae. The record is from RefSeq and is a predicted model, not a curated record. Gene Ontology annotation, molecular function: G protein-coupled receptor activity; olfactory receptor activity. Gene Ontology annotation, cellular component: membrane.